This is a messenger RNA of Dromaius novaehollandiae (emu), 7119 nucleotides long. RefSeq names its product coagulation factor VIII (gene F8). Gene Ontology annotation, molecular function: signaling receptor activity; oxidoreductase activity; copper ion binding. The record is from RefSeq and is a predicted model, not a curated record. NCBI's taxonomy places the organism in Eukaryota, Metazoa, Chordata, Aves, Casuariiformes, Dromaiidae. The coding region runs from base 399 to 6794 and encodes 2131 amino acids. The transcript has 26 exons. Gene Ontology annotation, cellular component: plasma membrane.
AAACCCUCCCUUUCCUCACCUCGCCGCGGCGGCGGGCCAGGACGCUGCGCCAGGCCCUGCAGCUGGCUCCCGCAGCGCAGCGGAGCGCCGGGCUGCCUCUGCCCUCCCUUUCCCUUUGUUUUUUCCUCUCCUCCUGUCACUGUCACCCGGGUGGGAGAGCCCGUCCCGUGCACGCUCCUCUUGGCGCUAACCCGCCCGAGCGAUUCCUCUCCUGCUGCCUGUGGGAAACUUUCCAGCGCUCCGACUCAGCCGGUGGCUGCUGCCUUCGAACCACCUUCCCCUGCGGAUUGCGACAGCUGGAUGAGAGGAUAAAGCCUUUUCUCUCCUCUUUCCUUCCUCCUCGCUUUCUUUGCGUUUUUCCCUCCUGAAGCCGCGGAGGUUCCCGGCCCGCGGGCGCGAUGCCGGCGGGAGCCCUGGGCUGCCUCGUGCUCCUCUGCCUGCUCGAGGGGAGCGCGGGCAGCGUCCGGAGAUACUACAUCGCCGCGGCGGAGAGCGCCUGGGACUACGUGCACAGCGACCUGCUCCCCACGCUGCAAGCGCCGGCAGGGGUAUCGGGGCAUCCGGACCCGCAGCCCCCCAUGCCCGGCGUGCCCCCGCGGUACAGGAAAGCCGUGUUUGUGGAGUACCCCGAUGCCUCGUUCACGCAGCCCAAACGCAAGCCGGCGUGGAUGGGUCUCCUGGGCCCCACCAUCCGAGCAGAAGUCUAUGACACGGUGGUGAUCACUUUUAAGAACCUGGCCUCCCGCCCGUACAACCUCCACGCCGUCGGCGUGUCCUACUGGAAGGUGUCGGAGGGGGCAGGGUAUGAGGAUGAGACCAGCCAGCUGGAGAAGGAAGGGGACAGGGUGGAUCCGGGGAAGACGCACACGUACAUCUGGGAAAUCCAGCAAAACCAGGGCCCGACAGAUGGUGACUCCCCAUGCCUGACCCACUCCUACUCCUCCAACACCGACAGCGUGAAGGACACCAACUCCGGUUUGAUCGGAGCCCUGCUCGUGUGCCGACCUGGGACCCUGGCGAGUGAUGGGACGCAGAAGGCACAGCAGGAGUUUGUGAUGCUCUUCGCAGUGUUUGAUGAAGGGAAAAGCUGGUACUCCGAGCCCGGCUCCCCAGCAGCUCCUCAGCCCCUGGCACACAACAGGACGGAGCUGCACACCGUCAAUGGCUACAUUAACGGCUCACUGCCUGGUCUCACGCUGUGCCUCAAGAAGCAGGUCUAUUGGCAUGUGAUUGGGCUGGGCACUGGGCCCGAAGUACACUCCAUCUUCCUUGAAGGCCACACGUUCCUGGUGAGGAACCACCGUCUCAGCAGCCUAGAAAUCUCCCCUGCCACGUAUCGCACAGCCCAGACCAUGCCAGGGACAACCGGCUGGUUUCGGAUGUUCUGCCAGAUACCAUCCCACCAGCAAGCUGGCAUGGAGGCCUUUGUGAAGGUGGAAGAGUGCCCAGAGGAGCGCCUCGUGAAGAUGGGGGAGCCAUCAGAUGAGCCAGAGGACGUGGAUUACCCUGAAGAAGAAGAUGAGGAGACUUCUUAUCACGUCAUCCAAGUGCGCUCUUUUGCCAAGGAGGAACCUGUGACCUGGACUCAUUACAUUGCGGCUGAGGAGAUGGACUGGGACUAUGCCCCAGUGAAGCCAGCAUCUCUUGACAGAAAGACCACGAGCCUGUUUCUGGAGGCCGGCCCUCAGCGGAUUGGUUCCAAGUAUAAGAAAGUCAUGUUUGUGGAGUACGAGGAUGCAACCUUCAAGAAGCGCAAGGUGUCGGCUCAACCGGACAAGGGAAUUCUGGGGCCUGUCCUUAAGGGGGAGGUUGGUGAUCAGCUUAAGAUCGUCUUCAGGAAUCUGGCAAGCCGGCCUUACAACAUCUACCCUCAUGGCCUCACCAGCGUAAGGCCGUACCACGCCAUGAAGGCCUCUGAAGCUCGGGAUGUGAAGGACAUUCCUGUCCCCCCUGGCCAGUCGUUCACCUACAGCUGGACGGUCACAACCGAGGACGGGCCAACACACGCGGAUCCUCGCUGCCUCACCCGUUUCUACUACAGCUCCAUCAACCCGACCCGAGACACAGCCUCAGGCCUCAUUGGCCCCCUCUUGAUCUGCUUCAAGAAAUCCAUGGACCAGAGGGGAAAUCAGAUGAUGUCGGAUGAGACGAGGUUGGUGCUGUUUUCGGUCUUUGAUGAGAAUCGCAGCUGGUACCUGGAGGAGAACAUCCAGAGGUUCUGCACUGACCCAGGCCACGUGGACACGCAGGAUCCCCAGUUCUACGCCUCCAAUGUGAUGCACACUAUUAACGGCUUUGUCUUUGACAACCUCCAACUGAACCUGUGCCUGAAUGAAGUCGUGUACUGGUACAUCCUAAGCGUUGGGGCCCAGACAGAUUUCCUCUCUGUCUUCUUCACUGGAAACACAUUCAAACGCAACAUGGUCUUUGAGGACGUGCUUACCCUUUUCCCGUUUUCUGGAGAAACGGUCUUCAUGAGCUUGGAAAAGCCAGGCGUCUGGAUGCUGGGGUGCCUGAACCCUGACUUCAGAGACCGGGGGAUGCACGCCAAGUUCACAGUCUCUCAGUGCCAGCAUGAACAAUAUUUUGAUGGGGAAGAUUACGUGGAUUAUGAGGAAGAGGACACCUUCGAAUUACAGCCCAGGGGCUUCUCUAAGAGAAAGAGGUGGCGCAGGCCAUGUGUGAAUAAGCAGCCAAACAAUGUCACGUCUUCAAGCAGUGAGACAGAGAAGCCAAGAUUGUGCUUAACAAAACCCAGGCACGGGGCCCUGCUGAGCAAUGGCAGUAAUUCUGAUACCCCUUCAUCAGUACUUUCAGGAACGAUCCCACAUCCAGCUGAUAUCUCCAUGUCCUCUUUGCCAGAGACAAACUAUGACCCAGUGUCUUAUGAAUCCUUCCUGGAAGAUGAAGAAGAAUUAUCAAAAGCCAUCAACCAGGUUCAAGGAUUUGGGGCUCUCCCACCUGGAGAAAGCUCUACUAGUACGUUACAGAUCUUGGCAGCAGAGCCUCAACCAGCUAUUCAGCCAGGAGAGCAGAAGGAGUCACAUGCAAAAGGCUUGUGGGAAACGAUUUCCUCUGCUGCUAGCAGAGCUCCUCUUGUAGAGAACAGGAGCUCAUUCCAUCCAAAUGACCUGGAGCACAAUCCAGGACUUCCAGGCAUGUCUUCAGAGGGUGCUAAAAACGAGUCACUAAAAGGGACUGAUAAAGUAUCCUUAAAUCUAUACAAGUCAAGGGAAACAAUCGGUACAGAACUGACCUUUAGUACUGAUAGUAAUUCCUCUUUCACACUGCCUAAUCCUUCAGCAUCUUCAGGCAAAAGAGAAGACAACAGGACUUCUCAAGCUAUAGUUCAGAGUCACACUGAAGGAAGCAAUCAUUCUUCAAAGGAGCUAGAUGCUGGGCUAGAAAAAAGACUUCAUGAAGUGGUUUCACAAGGCUUUUUUGAAGUGAAGAAUGGUUCUUUGUCAGAUGUGGGGCCCAGCAAAUCUGUACAAGGUCAAAUCUCCCUGGAGGAGAGUAACUCCUUGCCUGCAAAAGAUGCCACAGAACUAGAGGCCAGCAAAUCUGCCAAAGGCAAAAGUCCUCUGGAAACUGCCUUUGUGCACAGCAAUGACCUUGAGCCUUCUGCUCAUAUCGUGACGGAAGAGACAGAUGAAUUGAUUCUGGAGGCAGUUUUUCAAGAUGCUGUAGUGUCCAAGGGGUUGCCGGAGAUGGACAGUCAUGCCUUUCCCAAAUCAAAUGUCGUGGCCAAUGAAACAAGGCACUCACAAAAUGCUUUCUUAAAAAGCCAGGAGAGGUUUAAACACGGAGCUCCAGACCGGAGCCUGGCUGGCCCUGAUCUGAGGCACCGACAAGCCAGGUCAGUGGAGAGCGAGGAGGAGGUUCCUGUCCCAGGGACAGUGCCUCGGCCUGAGGCAGGAGGGUUGAUGCAUGGUCCAGGUCUUCCAAAAGCCAGUUCACCUGGCAGCAGAGAACCCCUCUCUGAGGGUAACAAAGUGGAGCAGGAUCUGUCCGGCCAGACCCCCGAGAUGCUGCAUCCUAAGGGGUGGUCGGACCCAGGCAGGGGUGCCCAGAGCAGCAGCGAGGGGGCUCAGCCCCAUGGGAGCCCCUUCCCUGUGCUGGGAACACCAACGAACAAGAAGGCGACUGCUGCCAGCAGCUCAGAAAUGAAGGCUGUCACUGUGGCUGGAGACCUGGCCUCAAACUGGGACCCAGCCCUGCCUCGGGCAGUGGGGCACGCUGGGGGCGUGGAGAGCCCAGCUUUAGCUGAGUGGCAGCAGGGCAGAGAUGCAGCCUGGAGGGCUCCCUGGAGUGAGCAGGCUCAGAACAGAAGCCUAAUGGAGGAGGAGACAAACUCGGUGGAGCAGCAAGGUGAGGAAAGAAGCUGGUUCGGGCCCCAGCCUCGGCAGCUCGAGGCCAAUGCUGAGGACUAUGUGCCUGGGAGCACAUCUGGGCAAAGCCCAGCAGAAAUCCCUAUGAAACUGGCCUCCAAGAAGAACUAUUCCCUGUCUCCAAGUGACCCCACUCGCAACCACAGUGCUAUUGAGAAACCACACAAAUAUGCACAAGCCAGUUCGGAUGCACGACGGGUGCUUGGAGGGGAAGAUGUCCUCAGACAAGCUGGGAAGAGAGAGGGCCAGGGCCUGGGAGAUGCUGAGGAGGAUGGAGAGAGCAGCGGCCCAGCUGAGAAGAGGAACCAUGCCCCAGACCAGCUGGAGAGCUCGGCUCUAAACAACAGGACUGGUUCCAGCACUUCGAAGCCAAAGACUGACAAGCCAGACUACGAUGAGUAUGGUGACACAGGGCAGACCAUGGAGGACUUUGACAUCUAUGGGGAAGAGGAGCAUGACCCACGUUCCUUCCAGGGAGAGAUCAGGCAGUAUUUCAUUGCGGCGGUCGAGGUGAUGUGGGAAUAUGGGAAUCAGAGACCCCAGCACUUCCUGAAAGCCACGGACCCCCUGGGCGGCAGGAGGAAGCCUUUCCGGCAGUACCGCAAGGUGGUUUUCCGAGAGUACUUGGACGGCUCCUUCACUCAGCCGCUGGUGCGCGGGGAGCUGGACGAGCACUUGGGCAUCCUCGGGCCGUACAUCAGGGCAGAAGUUGAAGAUGUCAUCAUGGUUUCAUUCAAGAAUCUGGCCUCACGGCCCUUCUCCUUCCACUCCACGCUGCAAGCCUAUGAGGAGACGCACGGGGCGAUGGAGGGCCAGGAGGCAGUGCAGCCCGGCGAGCUCCGGCAGUACUCCUGGAAAGUCCUGCCCCAGAUGGCACCCACCACCCAGGAGUUCGACUGCAAGGCCUGGGCUUACUUCUCCAACAUGGACCUGGAGAAGGAUCUUCACUCCGGCCUCAUUGGGCCACUGAUCAUCUGCCGCCGCGGGGUGCUGAGCUCCGUUUUCAGGCGGCAGCUGGCUGUGCAGGAGUUCUCCCUGCUCUUCACCAUCUUUGACGAGACCAAAAGCUGGUACUUCCAGGAGAACAUGGAGAGGAACUGCCGCCCUCCUUGCCGCAUCCAGCAGGACAACCCUGACUUUAAGAGAAACCAUUCCUUCCAUGCCAUCAACGGCUACGUGGGGGACACGCUGCCCGGGCUGGUGAUGGCUCAGCAGCAGCGGGUCCGAUGGCACCUCCUGAACAUGGGCAGCACAGAGGAUAUCCACUCCGUCCAUUUCCACGGGCAGCUGUUCAGCGUCAGGACGAACCAGGAGUAUCGCAUGGGCGUCUACAACCUCUAUCCCGGUGUCUUCGGGACGGUGGAGAUGUGGCCCUCGCACGCCGGGAUCUGGCGCGUGGAGUGCAAAGUGGGCGAGCACCAGCAAGCCGGGAUGAGUGCCCUCUUCCUCGUGUACAACCUGAACUGCCAGAGUGCCCUUGGCCUGGCCUCUGGCCACAUCGCAGACUCUCAGAUCACGGCUUCGGGGCAGUAUGGGCAGUGGGCCCCUCACUUGGCCAGGCUGGACAACACUGGCUCCAUCAAUGCCUGGAGCACUGACCACAGCGAUGCCUGGAUCCAGGUGGACCUUUUGCAUCUCAUGAUCAUCCACGGCAUAAAAACCCAAGGGGCCCGACAAAAGUUCUCCAGUCUCUACAUCUCCCAGUUUGUUGUCUUCUACAGCCUCGAUGGGCACAGGUGGAGGAGAUACAAGGGGAACGCUACCAGCACCCAGAUGCUCUUCUUUGCAAAUGUGGAUGCUACUGGAGUGAAAGAAAAUCGCUUCAACCCUCCGAUCAUCGCCCGCUACAUCCGCAUUAACCCCACUCACUACAACGUCCGGACCACGCUGCGCAUGGAGCUCAUCGGCUGUGAUCUGAACAGCUGCUCCAUGCCCCUUGGAAUGGAGAACGGAGGGAUCCCCAGCCAGCGCAUCUCAGCAUCCUCCUACAGCACCAGCGUCUUCUCCAGCUGGUCGCCCUCCCAGGCCCGCCUGAACUGGCAGGGGAGGACCAACGCGUGGAGGCCAAAGAUCAACAGCCCCAGUGAGUGGCUGCAGGUGGACUUUGAAGUGACCAAGAAGGUGACUGCAGUCAUAACCCAAGGCGCCAAGGCUGUCUUCACCAACAUGUUCGUGAAGGAGUUUGCUGUCUCCAGCAGCCAGAACGGCGUGCACUGGAGCCCGGUCCUGCAGGACGGCAAAGAGAAGAUCUUUAAGGCAAACCAAGAUCACACUGGCGCAGUGAUGAACGCCCUGGAGCCCCCGCUUUUUGCCCGCUUCGUGAGGAUACACCCCCGCCGGUGGCACAACCACAUCGCCCUGCGGACAGAGUUCCUGGGCUGUGACACGCAGCAGGAGUACUGAUGGCUGCGGGGCCAGGCAUGGGCACCACCGGCCCACGGACCCACGUCCGACCACACAUGAACUGUCACCGGGGCCAGCGCCACUGCCGCGGCAGCCCCGCAAGGACACCCUCGCCGCACAGGGCCACCGGGCGCCGGUGGCAUCAGCACAGUUUCCUCCAUCUCCCCUGGCUCUGGCCAUGCUGGUGGCUCCCGUUGGCGGGGAGGAGAAGGCCUGCAGAGCUGUCGGGGUGGGCAGCAGGUCACCAGUCCCUUUCUGUCUGUCAUACACCACCUGCCAUGUAGUCAGAUGCGAUGCUGAAGAAUUAAACAGUAAUUUUCCAGUG